CAGGUUGUGUCAAGUCUUCCGUGUUUGUGGUUUGGAAGGAGAUAAGCCCCGUCGGACGGACUAUUUGGUUUUAAGGACAUCAUUGCUCAACUGAACCGCCGACUUCCUCUGAACAAGGGUCAGGGUGCUAGAAGACUAAGUAAAAAAGCAGUUUUCUGAGGAGUGUGUGCCUGGAGGUGAGUGUUUGUGUGUUUGUGUCUGUGUGAGUGAGAGAGAGAGAGAGAAAAAGAGGCAGAGCAGACAGGAAUAUUAAGAAAAAUACUUCUGCGAUUAUGCCCUCAACGGACACUCACAAGAAAAAAGUAGCUAUCAUUGGGGGCGGUUUGGUUGGAGCGGUCAAUGCAUGUUUCUUGGCCAAAAGAGGCUUCCAAGUUGACAUCUAUGAAGCCAGGGAAGAUCUUCGGGUUGCUGAGGUCGCUCGCGGAAGGAGCAUCAACUUGGCUCUCUCUCACAGAGGGCGGCAAGCCCUCAGAUCUAUUGGGCUGGAAGACCAGAUUGUGUCCCAGGGGAUUCCGAUGCGAUCAAGGAUGAUUCAUUCUCUUUCGGGGAAAAAGUCUGCCAUUCCCUAUGGCAAGAAGAGCCAGUAUAUUCUUUCCAUUAGCAGAGAAAUUCUAAACAAAGAGCUUCUGACUGAGGUUGAAAAAUAUCCCAAUGCAAAGGUGCACUUUGGCCACAAACUGUUGAACUGUAGACCUGAGGAAGGAAAGCUCACCGUGUUCCGAUCCGACGAUGGGCCCGUGGAAAUUGCAUGCGAUCUCAUUGUUGGCUGUGACGGAGCUUAUUCUACUGUCAGAAAACAGCUCUUGAAACAGCCACGUUUCAACUUCAGCCAACAUUAUAUCUCUCACGGAUACAUGGAACUGACCAUUCCACCCAAGAAUGGAGAAUUUGCCAUGGAGCCCAAUUGUCUGCACAUCUGGCCCAGAAACACCUUUAUGAUGAUUGCACUUCCUAACGCGAACAAGUCUUUCACGUGCACGGUGUUUAUGCCCUUUGAAGACUUCGAAAGCCUCACAACCGGCAGCGAGGUCUUGGAUUUCUUCAAGCGGAACUUUCCCGAUUCCGUUCCCCUCAUCGGAGAGCAAGCUCUGAAGCGAGAUUACUUCCUGCUCCCAGCCCAGUCCAUGAUAGCCAUAAAGUGCUCUUCGUUCCACCUGAAGUCCAAAUGCCUGCUGAUGGGAGAUGCCGCCCAUGCGAUCGUGCCGUUUUUCGGACAAGGAAUGAACGCGGGCUUUGAAGAUUGUUUAGUAUUUGAUGAGCUCAUGGAUAAAUUUAACAAUGACCUCUGCAUCUGCCUUCCUGAGUUCUCCCGGCUUAGGAUUCCAGAUGAUCACGCCAUCUCGGACUUAUCCAUGUACAAUUACAUAGAGAUGCGGGCGCACGUUAACUCCCCGUGGUUUCUCUUCCGGAUGUACCUGGAUUGGGUUCUGUAUGCUCUCAUGCCGUCCACCUUUAUCCCGCUCUACACCAUGGUCACCUUCUCCCGGAUCCGCUACCACGAAGCAGUGCUGCGGUGGCAGUGGCAGAACAAGGUGGUGAAGAGAGGCCUUAUGGUCUGCGGGUCGUUGUCCGCCUUGAGUGGGGCUUACCUCCUCACUCGCUGCCUGUCUUGGCGAUCGGUCUCCCACCUGUGGAGUAGCGGCGCUGCUUGCCUGAAGGCUAUCCGAGCCUUUUCCUUCUGAAUCCCAUCAAGGAAACGGAUGCCGGCGGGAUUCCCGUAUUUGGUAGAAGGAGGGAGGGCCGCGGGGCAGCUGAUCGGUGCCUCUGAAAAGACAUUCCUAAAUGCCCCUCUACAGUUCGUUUCCGGCGUAAAUUAUACUGGUUAUUCACAACG
Messenger RNA from Tachyglossus aculeatus (Australian echidna), 1834 nucleotides. It is a transcript of the gene KMO, whose product is annotated as kynurenine 3-monooxygenase. Lineage: Eukaryota; Metazoa; Chordata; Mammalia; Monotremata; Tachyglossidae. Gene Ontology annotation, biological process: L-tryptophan catabolic process; quinolinate biosynthetic process; NAD+ metabolic process. The transcript has 15 exons. Gene Ontology annotation, molecular function: NAD(P)H oxidase H2O2-forming activity; kynurenine 3-monooxygenase activity; FAD binding. Gene Ontology annotation, cellular component: mitochondrial outer membrane. The record is from RefSeq and is a predicted model, not a curated record. The coding region runs from base 273 to 1682 and encodes 469 amino acids.